AUGAGUUCUUAAAAGAUUACAGAUUAUAAAAUACUUUAGGUAAUAACAAAAAAAUCAAAAGUGAAUGAGAAAACACAUAAAAAGGGAAAUUCAAAUAAUCCCUCAUAUGUCCCAAUGAGAAGUGUGAAACUUAUACCUCCUUAGCAACCUUAAGAUAAUUAAUAGAAUGAUGUGACAAUAAUACCUGAAGAGGUUAAUCCAAUCAUGUUAAGCGUUGAAAGAAACCAAGCAUUGAUUUGUGAUUUGAAAUAAGAAAUAGGAUUUUCAACCUAUAACACAAAAUUGUUAAAAAAAACAAAUACAGAUAUUAAUUUCAAUGAUUUAUCUCUUUACUUUUUAUAAUCAAUGAAGUUAUUUAGGUAAGACAAAAAUAGCAAGAAUUUAGGUAAAUUAACAAAAAAAUUACUUUAAGAUAAAAAUAAUGGAAAUUAUAUAAAUUUUCCAUCUUCUUUAAGUAAGAAUGUAAACAUUUUGAAUUGUUUCACUUAUAUUUUUUACAUUAACAAUAUUUCAAUUUUGCUUUUAAAUUCCAUGUUUUGCUUAUUUAAAAAUAAUUUUGAUGCCUUAUUUGUUGAACUUUUACAAUUAUUAGUUUUGUCAAUAAAUUGCAUUUAUAAUUGGUAAAAAUAUAGAAAAGAUAUUUAUGAUAAGCUGUAAAUCAACAAACAAUAAUAUUUUCAUAAUAUUAUAAUUAUUUUCUUUUAAAUCAUACUUAUAGUUCUACUGAUAUUAAUAAUGUAAUUUUCUGUCUAAUAAUAAUAUUUGAUUAUAUGUUUAAUAUUGCUUAACAUAAUUACCAUAGAAUAAUUAAGUUAAAUUAAAUAUAUGUGGAUUUAAGAGAGUUUGAUUAAAUUGAUUUUGUUGGCAUUUUAGUAAUGUUAUUUAUUUUCCUGUGUUUACCUCAUUUUAUUUAAUGAGAAUUUUAUUUUACUUAAUUUUGACGAGCAAUUAAAUUUAUAUUUUACAAUUUACUUAAGGUUCUUUGGUUAUUUAGUUGGUAUUGAUCUUUAAUUAUAAAAUAUUGAAUCAGAUAUUGAAAUAACAGUAUUUAUAUUAUAUACUUGGAUUACUAUGUUGAUAAUCAAAUAUCAAUUUUUGAUUCAACUUUAUUUGUUAGUUUAGAUGCAGAAGACAGUUUUUAAAGAUAAAAAGAAUAUGAUUGAUUUUAUAAAUAUUUUAAAAUCUUUGAACAUUGGUAAUUCAAAAUUAAAAAAACUAUUUAACUAAAUUUAGUAAUAGUAUGCUCAACAAAAAGAGAUAGCAAGAAUAAAGAAUGUGAAUUUUUUGAUAAAUUUUUAUGGAAUCAAGGAUUCAUUGAGGUAAUAAAUAAUUAAUUAGGAUAAAAUGAAGCAUUUGAAAUUUGUUAAUUUGUUUAAUAAAUUAUCAAGAUAAAGUUUAAAUAAUUUGAUAAAUUUAAUUGAAAUAUAGUAUUUUAAAAAUGAAGAGAUGAUAAUAAGCUAAGAUAAAUUAGAUGAUUGUUCAAUAUAUAUAAUAAAAAGUGGUUAAGUAGAAAUAAGUUUUAAGAAUUCUCAAAACAGUUUAGUUGGAAUAAAGGUUUUAGGAGUUCACGAAUGUUUUGGAUAGAUAGCUUUUUUGACUGGAACACCUAGAUGUGCAUCAGUAAGAAGUAUAGGAGAAUCAUGUAUUUAUAAACUUGAGAGAACUAAUUUUUUGUAAAUAAUUUAGAAUAAUAAUGAUGAUAAAGUAUAUCAAUUAUAUAACAAUAGGAGUUGAUAAAUGUGAUAAAAAAUGAAAUAAUAUUUUAAAAUGAGUAUGAAAUUUUGGGUAUAAAAUGUUAUAAUUGUUCAUGUUCAGGCCAUUUGAUAUAAAAUUGUCCAUAAUUGCAUUUGUUGGUAUAGAAGGAAUAAGUAAUAUUGGAUUUUUUGGCACCCUCUGAUUAAAAAAGACAUAAGUGUAUUUAUGCCAAUUAAAUAAGUUAAAAGAAGAGAUGCACAAAGCGCUAAUACAAGAUACAAUGCAUUGAAUACUCAAGUGAAAUGUUAAGAGUUUCAAGAAGAUUAAGGAUAUGUAUCAUCUUUGGGAGAGACAGAUCAUACAAAUUAUCAGUAGAAUCUAUCUCACUAUACCAUAACAUAAUCAUCCAUAAAUUACCCAUCUAAGAUUUUUGGAUAGAAGCUAUCACUAAGACCAUCCACAAUAGACAAUUUACAAGGAGUGGAUGUAUAGGAAUCGUUGAAGGAACAAUAAUUUCGAGAAAUUGAUCAAAUAUUUAUAAGAGCUAGUAAUCCAAAAGCCACAACAUCAACAGCAGGGUUUGGAUAUAAAGAAUAGUGUUCUUAAAAGAGUCCUUAGACAGAGAAUGUGAAUAAUACUAUUGAUGAAUAGGCAAGUGAAGAUUCAAGCAUAUAAAGUUCUUCAUUUUCUGAUGAUUAAGUUUCAAAGACUUCUAGAUAGACUGGAGAUUAAAAAUUAAGAUAAAUGAAAUAAAGCAAUAAUAGAUCAGAAAAGUAUUCAUAACAUAGAAGUGGUGUUAGUAGUAUUUCAAUGAAUAAUACUCCAAAACAGCACUCAUAAUUAUCGAUAUUAAACACAUUCACUUUAAAAUCAGAUAUUAAUAAUAAUGUAUAAUUAAGUGGAGGAACAAAUCAUGGUUCAUAGAAACUGAUUAGUCCUUUGCAUCUAAGAGAAAAAGAAGAUCGAUAGAAUACAUUAACAAUACCUGGAGGAAAUAAUAUGUUAUAGGUUCCAUCUAAGAGAAGUUUAAUAAAUCCUAUAUCUUAAUUAAAUUAUGAGAUGUCUCCUUUUGUUGCAUUCCCUUAACAUGUAUUGCGUUAUUUAUGAUUAUAAAGCAUCCUGUUAUAAUUAAUGAAUUACAAUGGAGUCCUAUAGAUAUCGAUAGACACCAGAUAUUCUAAACUUACUAUCCUAAAUUCAAUGUUGAUAUAGUUAUUUAGAAUUAUCAUACAAUGGUGAAGAAUAAUAAAGAUAAUAUAAAAAGACUAAAGUCAAAUAUUAAUGAGUUAUUUAAAUACAAUACUUUUUGA
This is a messenger RNA of Paramecium sonneborni, 3005 nucleotides long. The record is from the annotation of a GenBank genome assembly. Lineage: Eukaryota; Ciliophora; Oligohymenophorea; Peniculida; Parameciidae.